Messenger RNA from Girardinichthys multiradiatus, 2199 nucleotides. It is a transcript of the gene bloc1s2, whose product is annotated as biogenesis of lysosomal organelles complex-1, subunit 2. Gene Ontology annotation, cellular component: BLOC-1 complex; gamma-tubulin complex; BORC complex. Lineage: Eukaryota; Metazoa; Chordata; Actinopteri; Cyprinodontiformes; Goodeidae. Bases 41 to 580 code for a protein of 179 amino acids. The record is from RefSeq and is a predicted model, not a curated record. The transcript has 5 exons. Gene Ontology annotation, molecular function: gamma-tubulin binding. Gene Ontology annotation, biological process: endosomal transport; lysosome localization.
UCCAGCUCACGUGACAGUGGACCACCAAAACAGGAACAAAAUGGCUGCAACCGGGGAUGAAGCCGCAGCUAUGGAUAGUAUUUCCAGGGAACCAACAGCCGUUUCAGCGGGGUUAGUCACAGCUGCUAGCGGCGUACCUCAGGCUGAACGCUCGGACGAUCCGCCGGAAACCCCGUCGAGUGCUCCAAAGAAACCUGGGACAAACAGUGAUGGGGGUGUGGAGACUGCAGAGGAAGCUGUGGAGCCCGCAGAGCCUGAUAUCGACGAGCUGUGUUCAGAUAUGUUUGAGAAGAUGGCAAUUUUCCUGCAAGGAGAGCUAACAGCAACUUGCGAAGAUUACCUGCUGUUAGAGAACAUGAACAAGCUCACAAGUCUGAAAUACAUGGAAAUGAAGGACAUUAGUGUCAACAUAAGCCGGAAUCUGCAGGAUCUCAACAAUAAGUAUGCGAGCCUACAGCCAUACCUGGACCAGAUUAAUAAGAUUGAGGAGCAAGUGUCAGCCCUCGAACAAGCUGCAUACAAACUGGACGCAUACUCCAAGAAACUGGAAGCCAGAUUCAAGAAACUGGAGAAGCGAUGAGGAAAAGAGGUGGCAGACUGGAGGUUUCGGCCUUUUCACCUUUUUUUCUGCCCUUCCCUGUCCUCCACUCUCCUUACCAGUAAACUCAAGAGCUGCAGGGGGAUGAUGCGAACUGAACCUGAAGCAACAAACACUCAGAAAGACUUUGGAACCUAAAUUGUAUCAUGGAGGAAGCAGCUUUAUGCACAUGCACACCACUGUUUGCUUUAAAUUUGACUCCAGUAUCACUGAUUUCUGUUCAGGCAGCCAAGAUGUGCAGUCUUUACCCACGUUUGUCUGUCCAGUUAUUAGCCUCUCCUAAGUAAUAUGAGGAAGAUGUUCCUAUCUAGUCGUGAAGUGAAUUAUACAGAUGUAGUUAAUUUAUUUGAUGAAGCAUGUUCAAAACGUUUUAAUCAUGUCCGAGACCUCUUUCAGGCAUUUCUUUCACAACAUCUCAGGCAUUGAUCUGAGUUUACUUGGCAGUAAAUGUACACUUUUUUUAGGUAGUGUGAACUGAAUGGCAAACAGCUUAAACCUGAGACUUUGUUGUAAUGUUGAGUUUAAAGGUAAACUCCAGAGUUCAUUUAAAUUGGUAGCUCAUAGGAGAUUCUUUUUUAAUUAAACAGGUUAUUUUCCUCUAAAAACACACUAAAACCAAAUUUCCUUUUGAAUUAAACUUAAUCACAGUAUUCACAGCAGAUGGCAGUAUUGCACCUUGAUUGGUCCUUUAAGGUUUUUGGAUAUCAAACUUGUAUUCUGUUGCUGUGGAGAGUGAAGUGCUGUUAAAUAAGGUGUUGAGUUACAGAUUUUUCACAGAAAGGACGAGUAAGACCAACAGAGGGAAAUGGAUGGCAGAAAAUUCAAAGGAAAGGAUGGAUUCUGUCUGAAAAAUGUUUGUGUGUGUUGCCCUAUGCUCCCUUUGUUUUUGUCUUUAUGUCAGCUGGCCCACAGCAGAACACUGAGGUCCGUUUGCCAGGGGGUAACCGAUUAUCUAAACACGCUGGAUCUUCUGAAUUUAUGCCGGUCUCUUUGCAUUGCUCCAUGCACAAAAAAAUUUGUAUUUGUGUGGACGGGCCUAAUCUAAAACAGGUCUCUGUUAUUAGUUCAGCUGAGAUCCUGCCACAGAGGGAGCUCAUUAUUCAUACUGUAACAUUAUUUACUAUUGCUCCGUGAUCCUUCCAUUUCUCCCUUUCCCUGCUUUUUUUCCCCUUCCCCACGUCCCUAGGGUGUACACGUCAAUCCUCUCCAAUCCGCUCUGGACUUAGUGUUGGGAAAUGGGCUUUGGGUUGUUUUCUGGAGGCUAUAUGUGUGUGCCAAGAGGCAGUUAAGCAAAGUAGAGAAGGUAACGUAUUAAUCAAAGCCAAGCCUCUCAUGUUGAGUUUGUGUGGGUUUUGCAUGUUCUGUGCUAAAUAAUUGGCUUGAAGAUUGGGAGGGUGAAAGGAAUUUGUGUAGUUUUAUAGUUCACUUAAAGGCAGAUUCCACCUAUAGAGGAAAGACUCAGCAAAGGAGUUUACACUGCCUUGCAAAAGUACUGACCCCCAUGUUGUCACAACUACAAACAUAUAUUUUAUUAAGAUUUUAGGUAAUUGACCAACACAAGUAGUGCAUUUGUUUUUUUACAAAUAAAAAUCUGAAAGGUC